GAAUAAGAGACAACUUCCGCUUAGUCCGGCUGUUAAUGGCGACGUUCGUGUUUAGCACGUGUUGUUAAAUAUGUCCAUUGUAAGCGUAGGAUCGGGCUAUCUUGUCGGCUACCGACCCAUCUGUUCAUACGAUUCCAGAUGGCUCAUCUGUGCCUCGAAUACAGUUGUAGUGGUCUACAGUUUGAAAACAGGUGAAUGUGUACAUAAAUUACGGGGUCACACUAAAACAAUCACAGGUGUUCUGGUUCACCCUAUGAAUAAAUUACAGAUUCUGUCCUGUUCUCUGGAUGAGACUAUUAUCCAGUGGGAUUAUAAUGAUGGUGUUCUACUUAAGCUCAGAGAUUUCGAUGAGGUUGCUGUUAAUUUUUCGAAUGACAUUGUAGGUUGGUCUUUUAAUGUGUGUUCCUACAAACUUAGCACUGAUGAAGAUGCUCUACUAAACCCAACAGUCCUGCUAUCCAAAUGUUCUGGUGAUGAACGUUGUGUUGCCGUCGGAUACCAUGGAAGAUUUGUUGCAGCAGUUAUUAAACUAAAACUGUUCAUCAAAGAUCUCCAAUCAAACCAAUUGAUAACAUUUGAUUGCCAAAAUGAAGGACGGUUCACAUGUGUGUCUUGUCAUCCAAACGAGCAAUGUCUUGCGACUGGAAGCAGUGAUGGUAGAAUUAUCAUAUGGAGACGAUUCCUUGGAUCUUCCAAAGUGAUAAAAACCACGAACCAUUGGCAUGCCUUGACAGUGGUGGACCUGAGGUUCUCAGCUGAAGGGACCCGCCUUUUUAGUGGUGGUCAUGAAUGCACUCUGGUCACCUGGCAGCUUUUACAGCAAACUAGAGAUUUUCUACCCAGGCUUGGUGCCCCAAUUAAGACUAUCUCUGUAUCUCCUGACAAUCGGCUGAUCGUUCUUUGCCUCUCUGAUAACGAAAUACUGGUGAUUGACAGCAGCAGCUCAUCAAUAGUUCAAGCUAUAACUGGUAUCACAGUCCGGGAGUUGGGUUACCAAUUAGCAAAUCCAUAUCCUGUUGGUUUACUCUACGACCCAAACAAGAAAGCUUUAGUUUCCAAUGGAAAACCUGGCCAUUUACAGUUCUAUUGUAUGCACACCAAUAAACCUCUCUUUAAUUUGGAUGUAGUUGGAGUCAACUACAUUUCUCCCGAGAAUCUUGACAAACAGGCAGGUGUCGUAGAAGUGGUAAAAGCAGGUUUCAGUGACAACGCUGAGUGGCUGGCCACUUUGCAGCAUUGGGAAAUAUCUGGGUUUGAUCCAGAGAUAAGUUUGAAGUUUUGGUGUUACAACUCAAAGAAACAAAAGUACAUACUCAACACCAUGAUUACAUCACCUCAUCUGAAACAUGUCAACAGUUUAUGCUUCUCUCAGCUCAGUCCAACUGUUGGACAACCAGGCUGUACUGUGAGGCAAUCGGUCGUCACUUGUAGUGAAGACGGAAUGUUCAAACUGUGGUGUCUUCCUCAUGAUCCUAGUCUCAGUGUCAAGGAGACCAAGUGGAGUUGUGAACUGGAAGGAUUUUACCGGGAUUAUAUACCUAAAGAUGCCUCUUUUACAGAAGAUGCUUCUUUGCUUGGGGUUACCUUCAAUCACCUGGUAACAAUCUGGGAUCCAUUGACCAAAUCCCUUCAACGAGUCUUACAAAAUCCAUUAGAUCAAUCCAAUUGCAGACAAUUGAAGUUUGGUCGAAAGAGUUGUUUCCAUUUGUUAGUAACGACUUCAGAAUCAAGGUUAACAGUCUGGAAUAUACUUACUAGCACUGUAUUAUGGUCAGUUAAUGUAUCAGUGUCCUGUUUAACCGUAGACCCUGACACUGAAAUAAUGGCAGCUUUCACUGAAGACAAAUGCUUGUAUGUUUUCACCCCCAGCGAGUCACACCCGGUUUAUCAAGAAAAAGACAUCACAGAGGAACCAGUCGUGUACGCCACUUUUAUCACUCACCUGUCACCUGCCACAAAUUUGCCCCCAUCUUUGCAAUGGCAGAAGAAUUCACAGCUCUACUUCAUGAAUAGGAACCAAGAACUUCUAACCAUCAUUGAAAAAGACAACAAAUUUAAUGGCUUGAAGCGACCUGGUUCAAUGACAAUUCCAGAGAACCUUCCGGAAAACGAAUUCAGUUUAAUUAUUGGCAAACGCAGAAAACUUGAAAAACAACCAGAACCAAUGGAAACUUCUGCCAAUCAACCAUCAUAUUCGUCACCUUUACUACGAGAGCUAAUUAAUAUUCCUGCUGCUGUAUGCCCUCCUGUGGCUUCAUUUACCGGAAGAUUCAUCCAGAGUUUACUUACUCCAAGAGAUUCGUAACAUAUGUAAAUACAACACCUGAUGAAAUUAAAUCCGAAAAGAAUGUCAACCUUGUACAUAAUAAAUAUUUUUUAAA
Molecule: messenger RNA, 2381 nt
Organism: Octopus bimaculoides (California two-spot octopus)
Lineage: Eukaryota; Metazoa; Mollusca; Cephalopoda; Octopoda; Octopodidae
Product: WD repeat-containing protein 75
Biological process (GO): positive regulation of transcription by RNA polymerase I; positive regulation of rRNA processing; ribosome biogenesis
Cellular component (GO): small-subunit processome; nucleolus
Molecular function (GO): RNA binding; protein binding
Source: RefSeq, a predicted model, not a curated record